AUGCCCUCACUCACACUAACAGAUCCAGACAUGAUCCUGCCAUACGAAGGCGACCGCCAAUCCCAAACUCCCUCCCCACCCCAAUACCUAUCGCAUAUCAACUCUCGCUCUGAUCCCAAUGCCCCCGUCACUGGGACAUCCAACCGACAUAAGAAAAAUUUUUCUCGCCAUGCCUGGACGCCACACGACGUGGCCGCUAGUCGCCGACUCUCGGACAUCGGCGAGGAGCAAUCCCCUGCUCGGUUGGAGGGAUUUGGCGAUUCCGACUCCCGGCAGGACCUGGCGAGCUCGCCGUUGCUACGUGACGAACAGAAUAGGGACAGUGCUAGGUGGAGUAGCUCCAACUCCACGAUCAGUGCUGGAAGCAGACGCGCCUCCGCUUCGAGGGAGGUGGAUGAGCCACAUAACGGACGCGACGAAUCCCCAGUCCAUCCCGAGGUCGUCAGAGCGCAAGCUUCAGCGGUCGUUGAAGCUGCAGGUGGUCCCUCGGUUCCCACUAGCAGCGCCGUGGCGUCUGCAGCUGCAGAGGGCAAGGGGCCCGGUGAGGAGUUUUCCUCGGCGAUCCUCAGCAGCGAGGCGGAGCGGAUUUUGGAAAAUGCGAAGAAACGACUGAAUCUUAUGGAAGGCAAUCUCACUCGAGCUCGAUCAACGACCACGCGCGCUACGGCCUCACCCUCGCCCUCGUUCUCGAAUUCCAGCUCUGUUCAAUCAAUGGGCAGGCAUCAGCCUGUCGGCGGACUGUAUCGGUCUAUCUCACGCACGGAUCCUAAGAGCUCCUCGCUUCGACGGCAAUCGCUCAUUGCGGCGCAAGAUACGACAAAUAAUCGCCAUUCAAGAGUACAUUCGGAGACUAACGUUCCCUCCGAGUCCAACUACCCGAGUGAUCCUAAACGCAUGAACCGCUCCGUCAGUGCGAUGGGUGCGAGCACUUCUUCCAGUCUCCAUACCGACGAUCGAUCCUUCCAUUACGAGCCUACGAGGGCGUAUCUAACACACCGAGCGUCCAUAUCCUCUCCCAAGCCACCAUUUCAGCCACCCAUUCAGGUACAUGACGAGGAGCAAGAGGCUCAGGCGGCACAAUCCCCUGUUUCCACCGAAGACAGUUCGUCGGACUCGCCACAUGGCUUGGGCGCUUCUUCGGAAGAAGGCUCUAAAUCUAGCCCAGAGGGGUUCAGCCCAGUCUACAGCUCGUAUGGUCCGCCCAGCCGUGCGCAGUCACAGCUGCAGGUGCGUGAUCUACAAUAUCAGAUGAAAGGUCUCCAUAUCAAGAUAUCUUCUCUCAAGGUGAAGACCCAGGAGGAUAAUCUUCGCCGACGCAGCUUGCAAAGCCUGCGGACGCCCAGCCCCUUGACAGCCGCCGACCACUGGUAUGCGAAUGCGCUGGAGCUCAGAGAUGGCCGCAGCAGCCGUGGCUCCAACGCCCGGCGUGAUACCAGUUCUGAAAACACUCGCGAUAUGUCGGAGGAAGGACGACGAGAAAGAGACGAAUAUGCAGCCGGCAACAUAUCCAAGCACGUCGACGAUUGGCAGCGCAAUGAACCCGAUGGCUAUGACGACACCCAAUCGGUCUCCGAGAGCAUGUACGAAGAUGCCGAAGAAGGUGAUUACGAUGAGGACAUCGACCGCGAGGCCCUGGACGAGAUUCUCCGAGAACCGCUCGACGACGAUCUCGACAACGAUAUGGAUGCCUUUCCGAAAAUGCCCCGGCACACGGACGCGACGCCCCACGAGAUGCGCGAAGAUGCAUUCGACUACGAGCACUUUAUCCUGCACAGCGCAUUAGGAAAUUACACUCAGCAACUUCGGCGCGUGAGCAACGGCUCCGCCAGAUCAGUCGAGACCACCCGGCCCACAUACACCGCGCGACACUCGCGUAAUAACAGCAACAUGUCCGUCUCGACCGUUGCAACCUUCGCAACUGCUACCGAAGGCGAGCGACCCGAUGACGAGGACGAUGUCGACAGCGUUAUGUACUGGGACCGACGGUUCAAUCAUGGUUCGUCCCCGUCAUCCACUCCCCUUGGACCCCUUGGAGAUCACGACACUAAUUCCUGGACAGAGUUGCGUCAUGGACAUGCUCACGGCCAUUCAAACUCACACUCACAUUCCCUUACCAUUGCCCACAGCCACCAACCAAGCCCAAUUCAGGAAGUCGAGAUCGAGGAGACUGAUCGUAGUGAAACACCCCGGGGGCCUCAGUAUGAUGAAGGCGAGACUACGGUGCACGCCAGCCAUUCUCCUCAAAAGCAAACUGGUCGCUCAUCCUCUACAGCCGGGUCUGCAACGCCAAACUCCCUCGUUUCGUCCCUUGUCUCGACGGUGCGCGCCGCUUCCAGUACCCCUAGUCUCGGAGGCAUCAACCAGGAUGAUACGCAGAUGCUGGAGGCGCUCUUUGGAAGUCUGGGUAAUGUGUGCAUGGAUCUCCAGGCUAUCACUACCUCGCCAGAUCCGGAUUUGAAGGCUGCGCGUGUGCUGCGGCGGAGGCUGGAUGCGGCGCGCAGAGUUCUGGAUGGAGAGCUUGAUGCUUGA
This is a messenger RNA of Penicillium bovifimosum, 2529 nucleotides long. RefSeq lists its product as uncharacterized. Lineage: Eukaryota; Fungi; Ascomycota; Eurotiomycetes; Eurotiales; Aspergillaceae. The transcript has 2 exons. Bases 1 to 2529 code for a protein of 842 amino acids. The record is from RefSeq and is a predicted model, not a curated record.